UGGUACCUGUUGCUGGUUCUUUUUCCAGGUCAGCUGGCUGCAGGUACAUGUGAGAUUGUUACUUUGGACAGAGAUAGCAGUCAGCCCCGAAGGACUAUAGCCCGACAAACAGCUCGCUGUGCAUGUAAAAAAGGACAGAUUGCCGGUACAACAAGAGCAAGGCCAGCCUGUGUUGAUG
This is a messenger RNA of Pterocles gutturalis (yellow-throated sandgrouse), 178 nucleotides long. Its product is annotated as protein FAM19A5-like. Gene Ontology annotation, molecular function: G protein-coupled receptor binding; receptor ligand activity. The record is from RefSeq and is a predicted model, not a curated record. Lineage: Eukaryota; Metazoa; Chordata; Aves; Pterocliformes; Pteroclidae. The transcript has a single exon. The annotation marks the transcript as partial. Gene Ontology annotation, biological process: G protein-coupled receptor signaling pathway.